UAAUCGGGAAUUUAUAAGGCCGGCGGACCGGCAGCGGCCGGGAUCAAAACUGAUCAAUUGUCGUGCAUGCCGCACACGUCGGACUACGUACCGGUACUCGUCAUUCACAAGCACAUCUCGGCUUUUUUUCACCAGGAUAUGGCUGACGACUUAGAUGAUCUCCUGAACGAGGUCGAGACCAAGUUCUUUACGAAGUCCCCAGCAAAGUCAGGGUCAGAAGACAGGGCGAUUAGUGCGAAUUCAAGACUGAAAUCGAAGCCAAAACUGAGCAAAAGUGCUACUGCUAAAUCAAAGGAGAAGGAUGAGCUAGAUUCUAUCAUUGAUGACAUCAUAGAUGUACCGGAGCCUUUGGCGACCAUAUCACAUCGAUCAGGACCGCCUUCCCAAUCUUCCUCUUCUAGAUCAGGUGGUGUGAAUGGGGUAUCUUCAGAGAGGAGAUGCUUUCCGGUAUACUUAGGUGGUAGUUCAACAGCAAUGGGUGUGGGAUCCACAGUUGUACAGAAGGCCUGUGAUCAGCUGCGCUGUACCUCCUGUGAUUUCAAAAUAGUGUUUUAUGAUGAUUAUGAAUGGGACCAAAGCUGCAAUUAUCUCUUCUUCAGGAAUAACGUUCCAGACUUCCAGAAACUGCGUGCAAAACUCAGAAAAAAGAAAGGUUGUAGGGCAUAUGCAUGCCAGUGCUGCUGGAGGUCAAUCAGAACUCUUACAAAUCUUAGCGAGGAUCAUGAUCUCAAAUGGGUUUGUGGCAAGCAUGUCAGGUGACCUCUGAUGCCAUUGUCCAGGUAGAGGGGGCAUUAGAUUGUGGCAUUAAAUAAAUAAAAUGGUUAUCACAGAGGGAGAGAUAGACAGAGAGGGUGAAUGAGAGAAAAAGUUUGAGUGUAGGAAAUUUGGUAUAAGAGUAUUAUUGACUAUAAUCGGUAAAGAGAGAUAGAUAAUGUUUUUAUAGCAAAAAACAUUAUUAAGCCUCAUGCAUCUGAAGAAUUCUGUGUCAAAGGAGUAACACAUGCAUUCAUUUCGAUCACAUUUACAGUUUUUGUGUUGAUAUUCUGGGGGUGUUUCACAAAUAUUUAAGUAUGACUUAGAGUCGCACUUAAAUGAUAUGCGAUGCGCAAUCAUAUUGAUCAAUGCGCAGUAGUGGCAUGAUCUGACCAAUUCAGUUUUGGCAUUUAAGUGCAAUUCUAAGUCAUAUUUAAAUCUUUGUGAAAUGCCCCUCUGGUCAGAUAGGCUCGGGGAAAGAAGCAAUAAAGAUUGCCUUUCCUAUUUCCAAAGUGAAACAUAUCAGACAUUGUUUGCAGGAUGUAAAAUAUCCUGUGGACAUUCUUUAUUGCUAGAGGCUUAUAUCACCUUGUAUGUAAAUGUGAAAUGUUUUGACAAAUGCUCAUAUACUAGGAAUUUAUGGUUUUUAUCAUUUAGAAAUCCUGUUUUUCCAUAUCUCUAGAGGUGACAGAGAAAAAGAAUGUUUUGUUUAUGGGCAAGUAUACCCAAGCCAAAAGUUGAUUUAAAUGAAGAGAGAAAGUAAACUUGCAUAAUACUGAAAAUUUCAUCAAAAUUGGAAAGUUAUGACAUGUAAUGUUGGAUGAAGUUUUGAUUAAUUUCACAAGUUAUAUGCACAUCCUGGUCGAUUUGCAAAUGAGGGGAUUGAUGACAUCACCCACUCACUAUUUCUCUUGUAUAAAAUAUCAAGAAUAAUUUUUCCUCAUAAUGUAAAACAUGGUUUGACACCUUGAAUAGGUGGGAUUGCCAUUGUGGCAACCUAUGGUGAUUCAUAAAGAUGUUUCCUUACUGUCAAAUCUAUAUUUUGUAUAAUAAAGUACAAAAGAAAUGGUGAGGGAGUGAUAUCAUCAACUCUCACAUUUGCUCAGUGUGUUGUGCAUAUAACUGUUUUGUGAAAAAUAAAUGAAACUUUUUAUUUUACAUCCAAUUCCAAUGAAUUUUCAGUAGGCCUAUUAUACUUAUUUGAUUUUUCUAUUUUUAUUUGAAUCCUCUUUUUAUUGGUGUGAGAUGGGUAGGAAGGGGGAGUGAGAUAAAUGAUUGGGGAGAAAUGAUAUUUCUCAAACUGAAUUUUUAAAUUAUUAAUCUUAGUUAUGCACUUUUUUCUUAAUCACUUUCAUAAAUGUUUUUUUUUAUUUGAAUAAUUUUUAUUUUGACGAAAAGUUGUAAAUUUUGUAGAAAAGAGACAACCAAAAAUUAGUAAAGGGCACUAGCGUUUCCAGCAUCAACUAUGACAAAGAUAUGUAUGAGGCCAUGCACAAGCAUAAUAGAGUCACAAUUGGGCCCAUGAAAUACUUUGUGGGAUCUGAUGCUGGAUACGUGCCUGAAGGGGAUAUGUUUUCGAAGAAGAAACUUCCUUUUCUCCUUUUUGGUGGGUUUAGCACCCUAGAUGUACCAUGCACAUAUUGUGAUAUUAAUAUGUUCCCAAGAUUCAAGAAGGUACUGUUGCACAAAUGUGCGGACGACGCCAGCUGCCUAUUGACACCAAUGUUAUGUGAUGCACAUGCCAUGUUUUGUAAGCCAGAACUCUGAUCUUUCGCGUAUGCUUUGGCUGUUGCUCGAAAAUCGUGGCAGGUUGGCUCUGCCUCUGUGUGAAUUGAUGUCAGCAAAUGUUUGGGCCAUGGCUCAAAGGCCGAUGUUGAUGAUCUUUGUAAUAAAGAUGGCGGCAAGUACAGCACGUAACAAAAUUUGUCCAAUAGUGCCCUCUUGAAUCCUGGGAGCAUAUACGUUUAACCAGAAAAAGUUUUUUCUGAUGUGUACGGCUGGUGUGCCAAUUUGUGUUCUGGCCACCCACCCCACCCCCCUCAAUUUAUUUUUAGCCAAAGGGUACUGGUAUUUGAACUUUAUAAAGGUACACAGGUAUGCUGCAAAGUAUUGUCCUUGUUCCUUUCAUAAAACCCUAUAUUGCAUAUGUUAUUUCUUAAGCGAAAUAAUUACAUGAAUGUCACAAUAAUUUUUAGAAUUACCUCAAGAUGUACAUUGUAGUCAGGUUCUAAAGCAACUUUUGAUUAAUGAUUUAUGGUAAAAUGUAGAUUUGUUUCACUCCUGAACACUACUUUGAACAGAAUUGGCAGAAUUUUUUUUGUAGCCAGAAAUUAAUACUUGUUGUUAAAUCACUGAAAUGUAAUUUUGUGUUUAUUUAUUCAAAAGGCAGGAGUCCUAGGUACUUUACCAAAGUAUUAUUUUUGUAGGCAGCUAUUAUUGUUUUGAUGGCUUGUAUUAUGUGUAUUAAUUUUAGAUAAAAAUUUAUUUCGAUGUUGUUUACUUCAUUCCGUCUUGUCUUUCAUGUGAAAUAUCAAAAUAUCGUCAUCAUCACCCAUCUAUUUCAGUCAACAUUUUCCCUCUUAUGAAGGGUUACUAACUUUUGUGCCAUGAUGGCACUCCUUCCUUCCAGUUCUUUAUCCUCCUUGUUCAGACCAACGUUGUCUUUUUUUCCAUCUCCAUCACUUCUUUCCAUGUUAUCUUUGUUCCUUUUCUUCGUAUCCCAUCCACAUUCAGAUCCCAUGCUCUUAUAGGUUCAUCAUUUUUCCCUCCUUGAUACGUUGCCCAUUUACCACCACUGGUUCCAUGUCAUUUGCUCCGGCGACAAUUGCUCCGCUCUAAAAUCCACACUCUAAUUGAAUAACCAAAUUCAACCCUAGGUUUAACACUACCCUAAACCUUGCAUAAAACCCUAUUGCAACCCUAACCCUACAUGUACAUCUUGGAUGAAAUCAAGCCCAGAGCAAUUGUCGCAGGAGCAUGUAUCGUGUCACCACCACUUCCACAACUGUUUCUUCCAAGCCCAGCUUUUUAAUGAGCUUGUGUUCUUUCUAUCACCACACAUUUUCGGUAUCAUGGUCUUUUCUUUUCUCCUCAAGAUACCAUGUUUGUCUUCACAUUCCAUGUUUCUGAGCCAUAUACCAUCGCUGUUGUGCACUUGGAUAUGAUUGAAAUGAGAUCAAUUUGAUGAAAUUGUGAAGUGAUGGGAUAAAACUUCAUUUAUUUGAAUAGGGAUUAGAACAAACAGAAUUCGAGCUUUGAACUUAAAUCAAUUAGUUAUUCCAUUUCCCAUGUUUAUGGUAUCUUUAUAACAAGUUGCCCUUGGUAAUGAUUUUUUUUGCCACGCAAAAGAAGUAUAUUUAAUUUCAGAUUUCAGAAUAAUUUUUCUAUACAGAUGCACAAAAAUUAAAGGUAUUAUUAAUGUAAUUUUUUUUCUCCAGUUCAUUGUGAUUUGUUUUCAACUUAUGUACGCAAUCCACUUCAGAUGAGACUGGGGGUGGGAUGUUACACAAAAGAUUUAUUGUGACUGACAGUAAAGUCAUGCUUAGUGCUGAUGCGCACAUGAUAUUUAAAUGUAACAUGUAAUCACAUUGAUCAACAAGCAGUAGCACACAUCCUCUGAGCAUGAUGGACCAAUUCAUUCAUGUGUUUUACACAGCAUGCAACUGUUACUCUAAUAAAAGUGACUCAAAGUCACACUUUACUCUUUGUGAAACACCCCCCCCCCCCAUACAGAUAAUUUAAAAUUGUGUGUUUUCCGUCCGUAUUCAGACUAUUGUAAGACUUUUACUUGUUGUUAUACCUUGAUGUAUUCUCAGUUGAAAGAUUUACUCGUCAGAUGUGUGAUCUAUUGCAGAGUACUAAUUAUUUGUGUUAUAUAAUACAAGAGUGCAAGUUGCGCCCUUAUUGUAGCAUAACUUCGUAGCGUACUAAGGGGGAUGGUUACAGGGGUUCAAACCCCCCCCCCCCUUUAAUUUUUACCUUUUUUUGCUUGUAAUUUGUUUUUGAGGUACGAAACGUUGGCUGACAAGAGUGUACCCAAAAUCGUCGACCCACAAGGGGUUAAAUUCUCAUGUCCAAGUAUAAUAGAUGUUGUGCACUUGGCAACCAUGCUCGUUCACUUUUGUUUUUCAACUUUAAAGCUUUUUGAUCUGUAAUAAUCUAUGUAAACCAGACCAGGGCCCCGUUGCAUAAAAGUUACUAUUAUGGUAACUUUACCAUCCAAUGGUAAUUACCAUGGUAAUGAUGAUCAAUAGCCAAUCAGAAUCAAGGAUUGCAUGCAAGUUACCAUUGGAUACCAUAAUGGUAGCUUUUAUGCAACAGGGCCUAGGUGGCCAUUUCAUAAAGCUGUUCGUAUUGGUGAUUAUUUAGCACAUAAAAAGGUUAAGCUUUAUGAAACGCCCACCAGGGCAUUUGAUCAAAUAUCCUUGCUUAUUUGAUGUUGGCCUUUUUUGUGUCUUUCACAGUCACUAUACAUGUAUACAUGUAGUAUGUACUAUUUUGAUAUAUAUAUAUAUUUGUGAGAUGGUUUAUAGCUUUGUUUUGUGUAUAAUUAAAAUAUACAUUACUGAUUCAUAAGAAA
Messenger RNA from Lytechinus pictus (painted urchin), 5332 nucleotides. RefSeq names its product cilia- and flagella-associated protein 418-like. The record is from RefSeq and is a predicted model, not a curated record. Bases 67 to 759 code for a protein of 230 amino acids. NCBI's taxonomy places the organism in Eukaryota, Metazoa, Echinodermata, Echinoidea, Temnopleuroida, Toxopneustidae. The transcript is spliced from 5 exons. Gene Ontology annotation, cellular component: cytosol.